GUGUGCAGAUCACGUGGUAAAGAGCUGGACCAAUAGAAUUGCGAGUCGUGUUGUACGGCCCAACUAUUAAAAACACCAGUGUCUUUCGGACGGGUUUGGUCAUUUUGAACGGUGCAGUCAACUGGAGUGAGUACAACCAGAAGUAUGGCCACGGCACAGUCAACACUGAUGUUCGCCGUCUGCAUUUUGAUGAUAACAGAACUCAUACUGGCCAGAAAGGACUACUACGACGUCCUCGGGGUGCCAAAAGAUGCUUCCGAACGUCAGAUCAAAAAAGCUUUUCACAAGCUUGCCAUGAAAUAUCACCCCGACAAGAACAAGAGCCCCGAUGCGGAAACCAAAUUUCGAGAGAUUGCAGAAGCAUAUGAAACGCUGUCCGAUGAGAAAAGAAGGCGGGAGUAUGACCAAUCAGGAUACAAUACAUUAAGCAAUGAAGACUUGAACAGAGGGGGAGAGCAGCGUUCUCCUCAUUCCUUUGAUUUUAACUUCGACGACAUGUUCAGAAACUUUGACAUCUAUAGCCAAAACAGGCAAGCUCGUUCAAAAAGGCACUUUGACGAGCACUUCAGGGCACACCAGCAAGCUGACAACCGCCAUAAGAGACACUCCCAGGGUACUUUUGGUAGUGGAGUCUUUGAGGACAUGUUUGAAGACAUGGAGAAGAUGUUUACAUUUGACCGACACAUAAAAAGGACCGAGAGCAGGUUUCAGGGCACAGCCAAACAGCACUGCAGAACGGUGACCCAGCGAAGGGGAAACAUGGUCACCACGUACACUGAUUGCACUUCAUCCUCCUGAACCUCACAGUGGGCCAUAGAUCGGACCAUCGCACUUUUAUUUUAUGUCUGAUUUAGAUGGAGUUAUUAAUUUGCUGCUGUGAUAAGUGGGGUUUGAUUUUUACAUGCGACUGAUCUGUUAUUUAUUAAGAUAAUGGUUGCGUUUGGAGUUUUUAUCAGUUUGACUGAGAUUUAUAAUUGACACUAUGUUGGAUAGUGGACUCUUAAAGGAAUAGUACACCCCAAAAUGAAAAUUUGCUGAAAAUGUACUCACCCCCAGUACAUUGAAGAUGUAGAUGGGUUUGUUUCUUCAUUAGAACGGAUUUAGAGAAGUUUAGCAUUAGCUCACUAAUGGAUCCUCUGCAGUGAAUGGGUGCCGUCAGAAUGAGAGUCCAAACAGCUGAUAAAAAUAUAAUAAUGAUAAUAAAAUAUAAUAACGCUUUAUCCAGUUAUAAAGCCCAUGCCCUGUUGACCACUCACAUAAUUUUUGUUUAGAAUGGUAUUGAACUGUUUUCUUUAGUAAACAGUGCUUGAUCUGUGCAUAUUUCUCUCCUGAUUCAGACAAGAUGACUUUUUCACUUGAUAAAGCAAUGUCAUAAACAAAGAACUGGUUUAAAAACGUCUUCUUAAUGGAUUUGUUUCUCAAAUAUGCAGCUUUUUACCUCACAAGACAUUAAUUGUUGGACUGGAGUUGUGCUUUUUAACUUUCAUUCUGACGGCACCCAUUCACUCCAGAAAUUUGUAUUUUAUUAUACAUUUUCAUUUUUGUGUGAACCGUUCCUCUAAUAGCCCGAGAGUCUAGUUUUAGGCGUUUUAUGAGUUUUCUUUCAUCCCUGCAGCACUAAAUUUAAAAUUAAAAUAAAUGGUCAUUAAUUUGUUAAUAAAAACAAACUACAUUUGAUGACCUUCUAAUAUUAGUGUGCAUUUACGGUUAAGUUGCACUUUCUUGAUCAUAUGAAACAAGUUGUUAUACACACAAAAAAUAAAUUUAUGCCUAUUUAGCAAAUGAAAUCCAUUAAAAAAUGUAAUGAAAUCCUGAAUCAUAAUUUGAUGAAAGCAUCAGACAGAUCAUUUAGCUCUUCCAUUAUGUUCUCUUCUUAUCCAAAAUUGUAUAAUUUGUGUUGGUUUUAAACGCUCAUGGUAUGAAUCAUCUUCAUGAAAUGGUCUCUUAUUUUUAUGUGAAGCUAAACAAACGUUUUCUGCAUUGCUGUGAAUAAUAUAGUUCAUUAUAUUGAAGUAGUUUCUUUCAAACUCAGACAUGUUAGUUAGAGAGGUGCCUUUCCCACUCAUUGUGGUAGACUGAGUUUAAUGUAAUCAGAUUGGAGCACUUUUCUGACCUUGUGUGUAUUAUUGUUUGCAUGGCUGGGAGAAAGUAGGUCUCAGUUUUUUGUCAUGGACAUCGGUCACCCAGUUGGAUUUGUAAAUCGCUUUUGUUUUAGGAAAGUACAAGUGUGACAUUGUUCUCUGAAUCAAGGUGUAUUUUGGCUGAACAUAGUGUAUGUUUGUAACAAAACACAUGAGAUUGUUUUUAUAUGGCAGUGUUACCCCUGAAAUAAAAAAGGCAAGGGGAAUGUACCAACUUAGCAUUUGCCUGACAAUGUUUCUUUCUUUUUGUAAAUACAAUGUAUAACAGCUGUGUUCCUGUAUGACUUCACCUGUGACCUGUUUUGUUGAAUAAUCCUGUGUGCAAUAUUUAAAGGCAGUUCUCAUGUUGUUUUUACUGUUACCCGCUGACAUAGUUGUUAUUAAAUGAGUCUCGGUAGACUCAUCUGGCACUUUCUUCAUUGUAAUCCUAUGGAUGAAAAUAAAUCUGAAAUGGACAAUUUGA
Messenger RNA from Carassius carassius (crucian carp), 2604 nucleotides. RefSeq names its product DnaJ heat shock protein family (Hsp40) member B9a (gene dnajb9a). Bases 145 to 798 code for a protein of 217 amino acids. The transcript is spliced from 3 exons. Gene Ontology annotation, molecular function: misfolded protein binding; protein-folding chaperone binding. Gene Ontology annotation, cellular component: endoplasmic reticulum. NCBI's taxonomy places the organism in Eukaryota, Metazoa, Chordata, Actinopteri, Cypriniformes, Cyprinidae. The record is from RefSeq and is a predicted model, not a curated record.